CACUAAUUUGACAUAAUGGAUAUAAACCAAACAAGCCAAACGAGAAAUCCGUCAUCAUCCCAACGAAACGUGGUCGAUUUUGGUGCCACCAUCCUCCUUUUCCUAUUGAUAAUAACGUGGUUUGGCAUAGGAAUGUUUGCCCACCUAAUUGGAAACAUCAAAAGCCUCUUACACCCAAAAGACUCAUUUGGUCGAAGCUGCGGCCUGGACUAUCUCGUUGAGAAGAAACCAUUUUUACAAUAUUUCGACGUGACUAAUUGCGAUGAUGCUGGAAUACCAUUUGGCGGGUGUGAUUCUAAACGAGCUUGUGUUGUAGAAUGUCCCAAAAAGGUAUUCUUAUCUUCCAAAAUGGGUGGGGAUAGUGAGUUGAUUUGUCUCAGAGGUCCAGAGUACUUGAAUAGUAGUACUGAUUGUGCUCAGUGGUAUUUGCCUAGUGCACCAUACCAAGGCAGAUGUGUUCCUAACAGUGUUCCAGAUGAAGACACUUUAAAAGAAAUCUCCGUAUUGGAGAACAGGAAAGUAGAUGCUAAGACUAUAAAGAGGUCUAUAAAGAAUAUAAAGAUAAUAUCAGAAGUUUCGCAUGGUACCAAGCUGUUUAUGAGUGAAAUCCUAAAAUAUUACUGGAAAAUACUUUUAGCUGCCUUUUUAAUACUGUUAACAAGUUUUGCAUGGUUUUUUGUUUUCAUACAAUUCACCAGGCAUAUUUUUUUAUUUUCCUUGAUAGUGGUCCCUUGUUGUAUAACAUACUUUCUACUGCACGCUUAUAGAAAAUAUUUUUUCUAUAAAAACACUCAUAAUAGCAAUCAAGAAAUAGCUAACUUUAAAAAAUAUGCUUGGUUAGGCACAGCUAUUUUGUGUACUGUAGCAGCAUUCUUCCUAUUUUUUAUGACGUGCUUUUGGGUCAGUGAGACUUUUAAGGGGGUAAAUCUUAUUAAAAUAUUUAAUAGUAAAAUGAAGUAUGCAUCUAUUUUGGUAAUCAUUUCCUGGGUUCAACACGUGUUAAUAUUUACAUUUUUUAUAUCAACUUUUGUCCAUUUAGGUAAUAUCUAUGAAAAUACUUCUUAUAAUGUUACAGCUGAUGAUAAAUGUAAAGAAGUUCUUAAAAACCAUAAUAUAGAUUUAGUAGCUUUUGCGUGUGAUCCAGAAUAUUUUACACUAAGGAAUAAAUUAAAUUGCAACAAUGUUUUUUGUCACAUAACACCACUUAAAGCAAAGCAGUAUUUGUUUCUUCAGCUUUAUAAUGCCUUAAUGUAUAUUUUUAUGAGCUUUUUUAUAUUAUCUAUACAACAAAUGACUAUUGGGCUAACACUUUCUUAUCCAGUUAGUAUUAAGUUCUUGUUUAGUAGCUUAGGCAUAGUAUAUCGUUAUCACAUGGGAACAGCACUUAUUGGAGCAAUAUUAAUAGCCUUAUAUAAAUAUCUUUGCCUUAAAUUAAUAUUAAUUUGGACAGCAAGAAAGAGCAAAGCUUCAAAAGCCAUAAGUAGAUUAAGCUGUUGUAUCUUAUAUUGGAGAUUCAAUGAAAAAAUUUAUAACGUUAUUGAUACGGGUGUUUUAAACAUUUGUGUAAUUUUUAAUAAAAGUUUCCUUAAGGGAUCAAGACUUUAUAGAAAAGUCGCUAACCCUGAAUCUCUCAAAAGGGUUAAAAAUAUAGGGUCGAUUUAUUAUAUUUUAUUUUAUCAGAAAUUAAUGAUAACCUUUAUUUGUACAGGUGUAUGUUAUUUAUUAAUUUACUUCCUUAAAUCCGAUACUCCAAUAGCUUAUUCUUUUUUAGUAGUAUUAUUUACUUUAUAUUUUUCGUAUGUUACUUGCUCUCUUAUAUUUGGAGUGUACACCAUGAAGUUAGAUGCCUAUUUAAUUUAUAUUUUAAUUAGUUUUAGUCAGGGGGAAUAUGAUUUGGAGAAUAUGCCUAGUUCUAGUUUACCUAAUUUACUAUUAGAGCAAUAAAUGUUAAGUUAUGUUUCUUUA
Molecule: messenger RNA, 1965 nt
Organism: Anthonomus grandis grandis
Lineage: Eukaryota; Metazoa; Arthropoda; Insecta; Coleoptera; Curculionidae
Product: choline transporter-like protein 2
Exons: 2
Coding region: 16-1944 (642 amino acids)
Biological process (GO): transmembrane transport
Cellular component (GO): membrane
Molecular function (GO): transmembrane transporter activity
Source: RefSeq, a predicted model, not a curated record